Messenger RNA from Phacochoerus africanus (Common warthog), 5854 nucleotides. It is a transcript of the gene FBXO21, whose product is annotated as F-box protein 21. Bases 30 to 1913 code for a protein of 627 amino acids. Gene Ontology annotation, molecular function: DNA binding; protein binding. NCBI's taxonomy places the organism in Eukaryota, Metazoa, Chordata, Mammalia, Artiodactyla, Suidae. The transcript is spliced from 12 exons. The record is from RefSeq and is a predicted model, not a curated record.
CGCGCGGCGGCCCCAGGUACGCAGACAAGAUGGCGGCAGCAGUGGUCGAUAGCGCGAUGGAGGUGGUGCCGGCGCUGGCGGAGGAGGCCGCGCCCGAGGCGGCGGGCCUCAGCUGCCUCGUCAACCUGCCCGGCGAGGUGCUGGAGUACAUUCUGUGCAGCGGCUCGCUGACGGCCGCCGACAUAGGCCGCGUCUCUAGCACCUGCCGGCGGCUGCGCGAGCUGUGCCAGAGUAGCGGGAAGGUGUGGAAGGAACAGUUCCGGGUGAGGUGGCCUUCCCUUAUGAAACACUACAGCCCCACCGACUACGUCAAUUGGUUGGAGGAGUAUAAAGUUCGGCAAAAAGCUGGGUUAGAAGCCCGGAAGAUUGUAGCCUCAUUCUCAAAGAGGUUCUUUUCCGAGCACGUCCCUUGUAACGGUUUUAGUGACAUUGAGAAUCUUGAGGGACCAGAGAUAUUUUUUGAGGAUGAACUGGUGUGUAUCCUAAAUAUGGAAGGAAGAAAAGCUCUGACCUGGAAAUACUACGCCAAAAAAAUUCUUUAUUACCUACGACAACAGAAAAUUUUAAAUAAUCUUAAGGCUUUUCUUCAGCAGCCUGAUGACUAUGAAUCAUAUCUUGAAGGGGCAGUCUAUAUUGACCAGUACUGCAAUCCUCUCUCCGACAUCAGCCUCAAAGACAUCCAGGCCCAGAUUGACAACAUCGUGGAGCUUGUUUGCAAAACCCUCCGGGGCAUAAACAGUCGCCACCCCAGCUUGGCCUUCAAGGCAGGUGAAUCCGCCAUGAUAAUGGAAAUAGAACUCCAGAGCCAGGUGCUGGAUGCCAUUAACUACGUCCUUUAUGACCAACUAAAGUUCAAGGGGAACCGGAUGGAUUACUAUAAUGCCCUAAAUCUGUAUAUGCACCAGGUUUUAAUCCGCAGAACAGGAAUCCCAAUCAGCAUGUCUCUGCUCUACUUGACCAUUGCCCGGCAGCUGGGGGUCCCACUGGAACCUGUCAACUUCCCUAGUCACUUCUUACUAAGGUGGUGCCAAGGUGCAGAGGGGGCGACCCUGGACAUCUUUGACUACAUCUACAUAGAUGCUUUUGGGAAAGGCAAGCAGCUGACAGUGAAAGAAUGUGAAUACCUGAUUGGCCAGCAUGUGACCGCAGCGCUCUAUGGGGUGGUAAACGUGAAGAAGGUGCUGCAGCGAAUGGUGGGAAACCUUUUAAGCCUGGGAAAGCGGGAAGGCAUCGACCAGUCAUACCAGCUCCUGAGAGACUCCCUGGAUCUGUAUCUGGCGAUGUACCCGGACCAGGUGCAGCUUCUCCUCCUCCAGGCCAGGCUCUACUUCCACCUGGGCAUCUGGCCAGAGAAGUCUUUCUGUCUUGUCUUGAAGGUGCUUGACAUCCUCCAGCACAUCCAAACCCUAGACCCCGGGCAGCACGGGGCAGUGGGCUACCUGGUACAGCACACGCUCGAGCACAUUGAGCGUAAGAAGGAGGAGGUGGGCGUGGAGGUGAAGCUCCGCUCCCACGAGAAGCACAGAGAUGUCUGCUACUCCAUUGGGCUCAUUAUGAAGCAUAAGAGGUAUGGCUAUAACUGUGUCAUCUAUGGCUGGGACCCCACCUGCAUGAUGGGACAUGAAUGGAUUCGAAACAUGAACGUCCAUAGCCUGCCGCAUGGCCAUCAUCAGCCUUUCUAUAAUGUUCUGGUGGAGGACGGGUCUUGUAGAUACGCAGCCCAAGAGAACUUGGAGUAUAACGUGGAGCCACAGGAGAUCUCACACCCUGAUGUCGGACGCUAUUUCUCAGAGUUCACCGGCACACACUACAUCCCAAACGCAGAGCUGGAGAUCCGGUACCCGGAGGAUCUGGAGUCUGUCUAUGAAACGGUGCAGAAUAUUUACAGUGCAAAGAAAGAGAACGUGGAGUAGAGUCUAGUGGGGACAUUGUACCUUUGCUGCUGCUGCUAUUUUCCAAGAGAACAGGAUUCUGGAUGGAGACGUCUCCACGGAUCCCUCUGGGCUCACACCACCAGGAAGGCCACUUAACCAGUAGUGCUGGUUGCCUCCUACUAAGUUUAAAUCACGUGUGCUCUCCUCCAGCUGCAAAGACAAUGUUGCUCUCCGCCUACACUAGUGAUUCAUUGAAAGGCACUGUGUUCAGUGGCAUGGCUUGUACGCUUGUCCUGUGGUGACAGUUUGUGACAUUCUGUCUUCAUGACGUCUCACAGUCGACACUCUUAUAAUCAUUCUUUUCUUCACUUUCCAUUGUGUCUGUCUCCAUGGUCUCAGAACGUUUCAUUUGCUGGACAGAUGGGGUUGUACGAGUGCCGUCAUCUCUUGCUGAUUUCUCUGGGCAACGUGUGUGUUCCUCUCUCAGUCAGGACUGUCUGUCUUUUCGCCCUGAAUUCAGUGCUCAUUCAGGGCUGAAGCUGUCAGUGGUCUUGGCAGCAACUUGGAUCUGGAGUCAUUAACAAACUAACAGUCAUCAGCAUCAUUCGAAUUUCUUUUUUUCUAAUUUUUGAAACAGAUUUCAGGCGUUUAUUUUUUCUUUAUUUGAACUGAGGGAAUGACACAGUUUCCUUUCCAGAUUCGUCUCUUGGAUUUAGGCUCCUAUCUCUACGAAUCAUUAGCUCUCUAUUUUAUUACAUACAGUUCUUCGAGAAAAUGCAUAAUAAUGGCCUUUGUGAAUGGGUCUUUCCACGUUCAUCACUGCUCCUCCCAUUAAAAUAAGUGUGUGUUUUUUAAUCUACUCCAGUAUCGUAAGUAGAUCUUAAAUCAGUGAUGGGUUCCCUUUAUCGUAGAAAGUACAAUCUGCUGUUAAAAUGUCUGCUUUUAGAAACUGUACUCAUGGUCUCCGGAGACCUAAAAAUGAGGUCUUACUCUUAGAACCGGAAAAAAGAGGAAAUAAUGAACCUUGGAAAUUAGAAAGGAAAGGGGAGGUUUCAUGCUCUCUGUCCUUCCUUAGAAUCCGUUCAAGAGCUUUUCAAAUGUGGCGGAGUAGAAAUAAAUGGAAUACCUCCAGUUUUCAGAGCGCGCGCUCGGGGAGGAAGGGAGACCCGGAGCGUGCUCCGAGUUGCCAUGACAGUGCCAGCAGGGGGUCUGUGCUCAGGCCCCCCAGGAGCCCGACUUCACAUCCAGGCGCCAUUGGCAUCGAUUCUUCGUGUUCCUGGUGCCUGAGCAUGAAGGGACCGACUCUUAAUGCAGCUCUGGGCUCCCUCUGUUCUCAUCCUGCCCCUUCUCCAGUGGGCCAGCCUUGGCGUUACCUGUAGAAGUAACUUCUGGAGUUAGGACCUAGUCACUUUACUUUCUAAGUUUAAAAGAUUCCAAUUGCUCUAGUGAAUGAGGCUUUAGGGGGCUGCGACCCAGCCAUGCCUCGCUGCCUGUCCGUCCCUUUGCAUGCAGUAUUUUCACGCUGUGUUUGAUGACUGCCUCUUGUUUACCCUCUGGAAACCCUGGGAUGACUGAGGUUUGGGGAAGCUACCUGAGACCACUUCCUGGCAAGUGACAGCUAUUGAGCAGUUGUUAGAAAGAGAUGGGGAUUUGGCCCACUGGCUCCUUCCAGCCCAAAUUAGCUCUGGUCCAGGGUCCAUGUUCCUUGUCAGUCCAACCCAAAGUCAGAUGGUUUGGACGCUCGUUUGAAAUCGUGACCACUCACAACACCCAGCCUGCCCUAGGUUGGGGAGUUUUACACUACUCUCAUUUAAAGGUGAAAAUUAGAUACUACAGCAUUAAUAUUAAUGAGGUGCAUAACUAAGAAUCUGUGGAGCAUGCUGAGAGUUAUAAUGGUUGGUUUUCUGGUUUGAUUUUCUUUUUUUGUUAGAGUAACAUCGAAGCCAAGAAAGAUGGUUUUACCUUUACUGACCCAAUGUAAAUAUGUAUCUAGACUGUUUUUAAAUGUGUUUCUUCAUGAAUGCUUCAUUUGGCUCCAGGAAGCCUGUGUCACCUGUGUAAGUUGGUAUUUGGGCACUUUAUAUUUUUCUAAAAACGUGUUUUGGAUCCUGUACUCUAAUAAAUCAUAAGUUUCUUUUUAAAACUUUUCCAAACAUUUUCUCCACUUUCAAAACCCUGUUAUAAAAGUAGAACUUUCACAAUGUUGAAAUAUUAACUAUUUGGAUAUAGUAACUUCUUUUCUCUUCAAAUGAAUGCCAAGAUUUUUUUGUACAAUGAUUAAUAAAUGGAACUUAUCCAGAGAAACCACACAACUGGCCUGCCGGAUUUCGUUCCAGAACAGAAAGCCCAGCUGUGACAACAGCAGAAUCUCUCUCACUUCUCAUUCUAGUUGGAGUAUGCAAAAAUUUGCUCUUCUUAGUUUUUCUUAAUGUUGGUGAGUGCACAGGGCACCUUUACACUAUGAUUUCCCUAUCAGGCGUUAAUUUUAGGAGCUGGCUGGUAAUCUUGAGACUAUCAGGUUAUAUAACACAGAGUUCACAGCUUUUUAAUUAUGUCAAGUUACGUGCUGUGGAAUAAGAGCUGCAGAGCCUUUGAGGGAAGCCCAGGUUCUUGGUGUGUUGUUAAUGCUGAGUGCAUAGCUGCAGGGCACACGGCUUUGUCCACAGUGUCCCACAGAGCGCUGCUCCUCUGUCACACGUGUGCUGUCGCACGUGAUGUGGAAAGAGUUCGAGGCUGUGCAGUCACCAGCUUUCUGCACUGCAGUGCCUCUGUGCUUUUGUAUGUUGUGACUUUUCUCCCCUGACACACCCACACACACACAGCAUCCCUGAGGCUCAGACAUGCUUCAGGCAGCAAGGCCUCAGUGAGACGUCGGUUAUGUCCCAAACUCAUCUAGUUCUGCCAGGUGUCCUGUUUGAAAACAUCUUCCAUCUAAUCAGAUUUUGAAAGGCUAGCUCUUGGUGUCUCUGCCUGAGUCUUGUGACAGAUCCACAUUGUAAGCGCACUUACACUGCAAAAUUGUGUUGCUUCAAAAACCAGCAUUAAUACUUGUUGCUCAAUCAGUUUUACAUUUUCUAAUAUCCACUUAGAGUCUUGUUCUACUUUUAAAACAUCUUUCUUAACAUAUUAAACUGAGUCACACUCGUGUCCUGCACUUUCAUUCACUACCACCCGGUCCCUUUGCUAUAAAGCGCGAACAUUCCUUUCCCUUCGUCCAUGUUCCAAGUGCGUGAGACGGGACUACCAGCAGUGUUUUCAUUGAAAAGUACCUUGUGGCCAUAGGAAUCAAGCUUUAGCUCUCCGUGUUUCGAGUUUGUUUUUUUGGAGGGAAGGAGGAAACUGUUCACCUGGAAGAAAUGCAGAAUUUGGCUCUGUGACAGUUUGGUUUCAGAGACAUUAACAGCUGUAUUGCAUGUAUUACUUUGUAUUGCGUGCUCACUUUAAGCCAGGCGUCGGCCUCAACUAUUUAUAAUCCUCCUAGCAACCCUAUAAGAUGUGGGCUGAGCAGUGACUAUUUCUGCGGGCCACAUAAGGUCUCCGUCACGUAUUCUUCUUGUUUUGAAAAAUGUCAGAAAACGUUCUUAGCUCGAGGGCUGUAAAGAAACAGGCCGCAGCUGGAUCAGGCUGUAGUCUGCUGACCCCUGCUGAGGUGUAGGCCGAGCGUCCCACUGAGCGGACUGCUCACAGGUGGGGAACCUGGCCGUGAACCCAGGGAUCCGAUCUCCGAGCUCCAGUCCCCACAACCACACUGCCGACAACCUCAGCAACUACCUCGCAGAUGUUCUUACCCUUUGCCUUGCCGCAACCCUCCCUUCCCACGUUUCGGUUCUGAGAAUUUAAUAAGAGUCUUGAGAGAAAAGAACAUUCCUUCUUUGGUGAAUAAAAUUGAUGUGCAAUUACAGAAGAAAUGUAUUAUGGCCAUUUAGCAAUGAUUGUAUUAGGGUAAUGCUAGUUCUGUAAUAAAUAGACCCAAAAAUACA